AUGGUGCGUAGCAAAUCAUCAUCGUCCUCUUCAUCGGGUAAUGCCAGUAACAACAGCAGUACCAAAUCACCCAUACGCCAGUCGCAUCGUAAAACCUCCAGUACAUGUAGUGUAGCCCUGGACGAUGUCAAGCCAUCCACAUCAUCAAAUCGACGCUCACCCAACUCCUCGCCGGACGAUGAUUCCGACGACUAUGAUGUUCCAAUGAACACCCGUUCACCCUUUAGUUCCGUACAUAAACAAAACCUGUAUGUGGUUUCAUUUCCUAUCAUUUUUCUUUUCAACGUACUUCGUACGCUGAUCUAUCAGCUGUUUUGUAUAUUUCGCUACAUCUACGGUGCGAGCACAAAAGUCAUUUAUCGUCCGCAUAAGCGUGAAUGUAAUAUUGAAAUUGUUGUUGGCUCCUCAGGCUCUGGUGCACAAAAUUCCAGUUUGGUGGCCGUCUCGUCCAAGGAUAAACAUCAUCAUCAUCAGCAGUUGUUGGAACAACAGUCAGCGUACAGCACAAAUUCAAUAACAUCGACAGCGAUUGCCCCCUACCCGUUGCCGGGAUCAAGAGGAGUACGUCAUCCACAACAGCAGUUGGAAAUGUUCAAUAAGAAUAGUACGGUGGGAGCGGGCGGUGGUGGUGCUGGAGCAUCGGGUCCAGGUCCCGGUGAUCCAUUGUUGGCCAAACAGAAACAUCAUCAUCGCCGGGCUUUCGAGUACAUUUCAAAGGCCUUGAAAAUUGAUGAAGAAAAUGAAGGUCACAAGGAAUUGGCUAUUGAACUGUACCGCAAAGGUAUUAAAGAAUUGGAAGAUGGUAUUGCUGUCGAUUGCUGGAGUGGUCGGGGUGAAGUUUGGGAACGUGCCCAGCGACUGCAUGAUAAAAUGCAGACAAAUCUAUCAAUGGCAAGGGAUCGUUUACAUUUUCUAGCAUCGGGUCGUAAACUUACCGUUAGUUCAAAACGUCCAGGAAACUUAGCUGUUGUAAAUAAAUCUCAAACCUUACCAAGAAAUUUGGGCUCAAAGAAUGCAAUAGCAGGGGUAUCACAACGUCAGCCCAUAAAAACUGCUGCCACACCUCCAGCUGUUCGAAGGCAAUUUUCUUCCGGUCGAAAUACACCACCGCAACGUUCUCGCACACCCAUAAGUGGUAUUGGUGGUAGUAGCAGCGGUGGCGGUCAAUCGAAUAGUGGCGCCAGUACACCCGUUGUCAGUGUUAAGGGUGUUGAACAGAAAUUGGUACAAAUAAUAUUGGAUGAAAUUGUCGAGGGCGGAGCUAAAGUGGAAUGGUCCGAUAUUGCUGGGCAAGAGGUUGCCAAACAGGCCCUACAAGAAAUGGUAAUAUUACCAGCUGUACGACCGGAAUUAUUUACGGGUCUCAGAGCACCCGCCAAAGGUUUACUCUUGUUCGGACCACCUGGUAAUGGUAAAACCUUACUCGCUCGAGCUGUUGCCACCGAAUGUAGUGCUACGUUUUUGAACAUCUCAGCCGCCUCGCUAACAAGUAAAUAUGUGGGGGAUGGUGAAAAAUUGGUGCGAGCCUUAUUUGCCGUUGCCCGUGAAAUGCAACCAUCCAUAAUUUUCAUUGAUGAAGUCGAUUCACUGCUCUCAGAACGUAGCAGUAAUGAACAUGAAGCUUCACGACGUUUAAAAACUGAAUUCCUCGUCGAAUUUGAUGGUCUGCCGGGUAAUCCAGAUGGUGAUCGUAUUGUUGUUUUAGCGGCAACAAAUCGUCCACAAGAAUUAGAUGAGGCGGCGUUGCGGCGUUUUACAAAACGUGUUUAUGUUUCGUUACCCGAUUUGGAAACACGAGAAUUACUGUUGCGUCGUUUGCUGCAAAAGCAAGGUAGCCCCUUGGAUACAGAUGCCUUGAAGCGUCUGGCAAAACUCACCGAAGGUUAUUCUGGUAGCGAUUUAACAGCAUUGGCCAAAGAUGCAGCAUUGGAACCAAUACGUGAAUUAAAUGUGGAACAAGUUAAGUGUUUGGAUAUCAGUGCUAUGCGUCCAAUAACCGAAAAUGAUUUUCAUAAUUCCCUGAAACGUAUACGUCGCUCAGUGGCACCCCAAAGCUUGACGUCAUAUGAAAAAUGGUCUCAAGAAUAUGGUGAUAUUACCAUUUAAAAAAUAAUUUAAACUAGGUAUUAUUUUUCUAUAUAUAUAUA
Musca vetustissima is the source of this 2147-nucleotide messenger RNA. It is a transcript of the gene spas, whose product is annotated as spastin. Gene Ontology annotation, cellular component: microtubule cytoskeleton. The transcript has 5 exons. The record is from RefSeq and is a predicted model, not a curated record. Gene Ontology annotation, molecular function: ATP hydrolysis activity; microtubule severing ATPase activity; ATP binding. Lineage: Eukaryota; Metazoa; Arthropoda; Insecta; Diptera; Muscidae. The coding region runs from base 1 to 2106 and encodes 701 amino acids.